Marmota flaviventris (yellow-bellied marmot) is the source of this 1530-nucleotide messenger RNA. It is a transcript of the gene Selenos, whose product is annotated as selenoprotein S. NCBI's taxonomy places the organism in Eukaryota, Metazoa, Chordata, Mammalia, Rodentia, Sciuridae. Gene Ontology annotation, biological process: endoplasmic reticulum unfolded protein response; retrograde protein transport, ER to cytosol. Gene Ontology annotation, cellular component: Derlin-1 retrotranslocation complex; Derlin-1-VIMP complex; endoplasmic reticulum membrane. The record is from RefSeq and is a predicted model, not a curated record.
GGCCGGAAGUACCCGGAUAGAGGCGACGCGGCAGGGCUGGGCAGCGGUGGUGGCGGCGAUGGAGCGGGAAGGGGAACAGCUGUCCGCGCGGCCGGCCCUGGAGACUGAGGGGCUGCGCUUCUUGCACGUCACAGUGGGCUCCCUGCUGGCCACCUAUGGCUGGUACAUCCUAUUCAGCUGCAUCCUUCUCUACGUGGUCUUUCAGAAGCUCUCCGCCAGACUAAGGGCCUUGAGGCAGAGACAGCUGGACCAAGCUGAGGCUGCUGUGGAACCUGAUGUUGUUGUUAAACGACAAGAGGCUUUAGCAGCUGCUCGUUUAAGAAUGCAAGAAGAACUGAAUGCACAAGUUGAAAAGCAUAAGGAAAAACUAAGACAGCUUGAAGAAGAGAAAAGGAGACAGAAGAUUGAAAUGUGGGACAACAUGCAGGAAGGCAAGAGUUACAAAAGAAAUGCGAGAAACCCUCAGGAGGAAGAGAGUCCUGGGCCUUCUACUUCAUCUGUCAUCCCAAAACGGAAAUCUGACAAAAAGCCUUUGCGGGGAGGUGGUUAUAAUCCUUUGACUGGAGAAGGAGGUGGAACCUGUUCCUGGAGACCUGGACGCAGAGGCCCAUCAUCUGGUGGAUGAAACUAAGAUUCUUGUUAGUGUCACUUUUGACAUUAGCAAGAUCAUCCCUUAGCCCUUGAUUCGAUUGCCUUACGCACACUUUUCACAGUGACUAGCCCAGGGGAGGUGUGGUUUAUUUCUUUUCUUAACUACACCUGCGUGUUUAAGGGUUUUAGUCAGCAUGGGAUAUAGACAUUGCCAGUAGGUAACGCUCCACUGAAAGUCAGUCAUUGCAGUUGUUGAUUUCAUGAUUCAUUACUAGCUGGUAGAUAGAAGGCCUCUAGCUAAAUAGCAAUCUUGGUAAAAGAGGCCCAGCAAUGAUCUUUUAUGUUGGAAGUCCUUCCUAAUUAAGGACAGUCUCUGUGACAGGUUGCGUUGAAUGAUGUCUUCCUUAUAAAUGGUGAGCCCACCAGUGAGGAUUACUGAUGCAGAUGGUUGAUGGGGUUUGUUUCUGUAUAUUUAUUUUUAUGUACAGAACUUUGUAAAAAAUGAAAUUGUAAAUAUUUAAAACAAAGAAUGACAUUUUUAGCAUAUUUAUUAAAUUUAAGGAAAUUUCUUUAUGUGCUUGAAUUUGUCCAUUAGACAUUAAGCAGCUUUUUAACAUUCAGACUCCAAAUGUUUGUACUUAACUUCUUCACUUACUAUUUCUUACCAGAAAUGAGAAUCACAAAUGGCAGACAGCUACAGUAGUUUUGAAAGUUGGCAGAUUCUAUUGGGCUCAUGUACAAUAUCAGGAUCUUGUAGUUUAGUUACUGAAUUAAUAGGAUGAAGAAACAUCUUGAUUCAAGAUAACUUGUAGGCUGACCAGGUUCCUAAAAGCCCUACGAGUCAUUCCCAAUUUGCCAUGACUUAUUGAUUAUGUUCAUUUAUUUAUUUAUUUAUUUUUAUUUGCAGAUGGACAAAGUACCUCCAUUUCAUUUAUUUAU